Molecule: messenger RNA, 1422 nt
Organism: Racocetra persica
Lineage: Eukaryota; Fungi; Glomeromycota; Glomeromycetes; Diversisporales; Gigasporaceae
Source: the annotation of a GenBank genome assembly
CAUACAGAAAUUAUAAAAGCAUGCAAACAACUGAUCAAUGAUACAAUAGAUUGGCAAUAUCAAAAAGGAAUAAUCAAAAAAGAAAAGAAAUCGAUUCUUUCAGAGUCUUUAAAAGUUGUUGAUUUAGCAGAGCAGUAUCCAAUAUCUGGAAAAGUAAAUGAAAAUAUAAGGCAAGCCUAUGUCGAGCAUGAGCAUGGUGGACGCUGGAAUGCACCUGAUUAUCACAUCAAUGAUGUCGUAUGUAUCGAUAUGAAAGAAUGUUAUCCAGCAAGUAUGCGAGGUCAAGGAGAAUAUACACCAUGGUUCAAUAGGUUCAGAUAUUCAACACACUACCUUGUUCGAGUUGCGUACAGAAAACAUUUUGCAUGUCGAAGUGGAGAAGGAUGUGGGAAAGAAAAAGGAUGGGCACCUAUUGUACUUCUACGAUAUCUUCUUGAGGUUGGUAUUCUAGAAAGUGUGACUAUUAGAGAGGCAAUAAUUUUUCUUACUAAACAGACCAAAGUAUGGCUACCUAGAAAUCGAGAUAUUAGUUGUGCAAUUAUAGGUAAGUUUACACAAGGUGGCAAGAUUGAUGAAAAACGCCUUACUCAUCGACUUGUAACAGAUGAAGGUGAGCUUGAUUUCUUGAUCAAAGAUUGUACUGAUGCUGGAACUUUUGCCAGAAGAGAAAAAUGUCCACUCGGAUUCAUACUUACAUAUUACGAGAGACAUCAACCUCAAUAUAUACAUUUGCGGGCCUCAAUGUUAGCAUAUGCGCAUAUUAAUUUGUUAGAGAUGCUUCAGAGAUUUGAUCCUAAUAAAGUAGUAAGGAUUGCUACAGAUUCUAUAUAUAUACGAAAAGAGGCUUUAUAUAAGAUCGAAAAUAUACCGGCAUUCUUCAAGCAAGUUGAGGUAAAGUCAGAUCCAAAUUUAUGUUCACACUAUCCUUCUUGUGCAAUGUGUACUGAUCCAGAAGAAUUCUUUAUUUCAAAAUCUAAAUAUGCAAAAUGGAUUAAAGAGUUCCAAAAAACCAAAACGCCUCUAGUAAAAUAUGACUGUAAAGACAUAAACCAUUUAUUUGCAGAUUUUGCUUUGCAGAAUGUUACCGAUAUUGUAUACUGGCCAAAGAAUAGGCAUUGGGAAUCAAUCAAAAAUAUUUCUGAAAGUACAGCACCCUCGAUUCAUGAUCCUAUUACAAGAUGUCGGAAAUCAUAUCUUAAUGGAAGAGGUGGUUCAGGAAAAACAACACGUGCAAUUCAAAUUUUCAAAAAUAUAAACAUGGUUGUAUUUACUCAUACAAAUGCAUUAGCUAAAGAUUUUCGAGAAAAACGUGAUGUAAAAGCUCAAACCUGGCAAAGUUUCUUCAGAUGGAAUGGAGUGGGAAAGUGGACACCUGAACGCAUGGGAGAGAAAAAAUUUUCACGAGUUGUUAUUUGGGAUGAG